Molecule: messenger RNA, 375 nt
Organism: Necator americanus (New World hookworm)
Lineage: Eukaryota; Metazoa; Nematoda; Chromadorea; Rhabditida; Ancylostomatidae
Exons: 1
Coding region: 1-375 (124 amino acids)
Source: RefSeq, a predicted model, not a curated record
AUGCGGUCUUCGGCCGUGUCUGCAAAAUACGAUGCAUCCACAUCUGUUGAGCUCAACGGAACGAACAUAUCAGAAUGCACCAGCUAUGUUUUUCUGGGUCGGGAAAUGAACAUGAUGAACAACCGACCUCCAAGCUGGGCAGGAGGAGCGUAUAAAAGCAUCGAGGAGGAAGUGAAGAAGACCAAGAACAUCCCGACCGAAGAAAACGCGGAGAGCGUCAUUGAACGCGCAAUUGAGAAAAUGAUGCUAAGAGUAUUCCGCUUCACGCAAGUGAGGGACGGGAUUCGAAGUUCUCUCCUACGUCAGCGAUCGAAGAUUAGAGACGCCGCCGCGUUUGCCAAAGAAAGUAAACUAAAGUCCAAAUGGUUGACGUGA